Molecule: messenger RNA, 527 nt
Organism: Centropristis striata (black sea bass)
Lineage: Eukaryota; Metazoa; Chordata; Actinopteri; Perciformes; Serranidae
Gene: ndufa5
Product: NADH:ubiquinone oxidoreductase subunit A5
Exons: 5
Coding region: 79-438 (119 amino acids)
Biological process (GO): respiratory electron transport chain
Source: RefSeq, a predicted model, not a curated record
CCCCUCUGGGUACCCUGUGACCAUAGACGUCAUAAAGACAUUGCUGAUGUCAUAUCUAGUGGCCGGAAGUCGUUGUGGAUGCAAAGGAUGGCUGGGCUACUGAAAAAGACGACUGGCCUGGUGGGCCUGGCAGUGUCUCAAAAUCCACAUGAGCGUUUGAGAAUUCUGUACACGAAGAUCCUGGUGUCACUGCAAACCAUACCACAGGACGCCGCCUACAGGAAGUACACAGAGCAGCUGAUCAAUGAGAAGUUUAACCACGUCCAAACGGAGCCUGAUGCUGAGAAGCUGGAGAAGAAGAUAAACUGUGGACAGCUUGAAGAAGUUAUUUUUCAGGCGGAGUGUGAGCUGGCUCUCUCCAGGAAGAUGUCUGAGUGGAAACCAUGGGAGCCGCUGUUAGAAGAGCCUCCUGCCAACCAAUGGAAAUGGCCCAUCUGAAUUCACCUGUUUAUACAGCUCAUAUUAUACUGUCUGUGUGAAAUCCAUGCUUCUAAUGAAGUGCUGUACAAAUAAAAGUCUUGCAAAUA